Hylaeus volcanicus is the source of this 2157-nucleotide messenger RNA. RefSeq names its product ribonucleoside-diphosphate reductase subunit M2-like (gene RnrS). Bases 295 to 1500 code for a protein of 401 amino acids. Gene Ontology annotation, molecular function: ribonucleoside-diphosphate reductase activity, thioredoxin disulfide as acceptor. The transcript is spliced from 7 exons. The record is from RefSeq and is a predicted model, not a curated record. Gene Ontology annotation, cellular component: cytosol. Gene Ontology annotation, biological process: deoxyribonucleotide biosynthetic process. Lineage: Eukaryota; Metazoa; Arthropoda; Insecta; Hymenoptera; Colletidae.
CUCUUCAUGCUCUUUAUGCUCUUGGCACACAUGUGGACAUUUAGUUUUUUAUAAUUAUAGUUACUGUCAAUAAUAAAAAGAAUAAAAAUUUGAUAAUAACAAAAAGGAAUUGUCCCUGAAGAGGUGAAGGACAUGAAACUUAUAAUACAUUUUAAAUUUCUCAUUUAUAUAAUAUACAUUCUCUUCAGCAAUCAGAUACUAUUUAAGUCAAUUUCAGCUUCCAGUUGAUCCUCUAGCAUAUUUAACACAUUAAAUAUUAAAUUUGUUUGAAUAAACUUAUACACAUAAUUCUUCAUGACAAACCAUGCAUUGUUGCAAAUUAUUGUGCAAUGUAACAGGAUGAUUAAUUUCAUGAUCAUGUGUGUAGUAUCUUUACUUGUAAUAUUGUUUGGAAAGAUUCAUCCACCUUUUACAUCCCCCAAAAAAUUAUGUGUUUCGCCAACUAUUUUGCAAGAGAAUGGAGCAAAAAAGAAGAUGGUCAAGACAAAAGCUGUAAGAAAAGUACAAUUGAAGGAAGAUGAGUUUGAUCCACAAUUGGAACCAUUACUUAAGGAAAAUCCACGAAGAUUCGUGGUUUUCCCCAUACAGUGGCCUGACAUUUGGGACAUGUACAAAAAAGCUGAAGCCUCUUUUUGGACCGUGGAAGAAGUAGAUCUGUCCAAGGAUAUCCUUGAUUGGAACAUUUUAAACGACAGCGAGAAGCACUUUAUAUCUCACGUAUUAGCAUUUUUCGCCGCCUCUGAUGGAAUCGUGAAUGAAAAUCUUGUUGAACGAUUCAGUCAGGAGGUGCAAGUAACGGAAGCACGUUGUUUUUAUGGCUUUCAAGUUGCCAUGGAAAAUGUGCAUUCAGAAAUGUAUUCUUUGUUGAUUGAUACUUAUAUUAUGGACGUCAAAGAAAGGGACUUCCUAUUUAACGCGAUCGAAAAUCUGCCCUGCGUUGCAAAAAAAGCCAAUUGGGCACUAAAUUGGAUAAAUCAUGAAACUGCCACUUUUCCUGAACGCGUAGUUGCAUUUGCUGCCGUGGAAGGUAUCUUUUUCAGUGGUAGCUUCGCCGCUAUUUUCUGGUUGAAGAAGAGAGGUCUUAUGCCAGGUCUAACGUUCAGCAACGAACUUAUUUCUAGAGAUGAGGGAUUACAUUGCGACUUUGCGUGUUUAUUGUUUAAACAUAUCGUACAAAAACCAUCGUGCGAACGAGUCAUAUCGAUCAUUAAAGAUGCCGUUGUAAUUGAACAAGAAUUCUUAACAGAUGCUUUACCCGUCGAAAUGAUUGGCAUGAAUUGCAAGCUUAUGUGUCAGUACAUUGAAUUUGUUGCAGACAGAUUACUUGUUGAGCUAGGCUGCGAAAAGAUUUAUUUGUCUGAGAAUCCGUUUGACUUCAUGGAGCAUAUUUCCUUGGAAGGCAAAACGAACUUCUUCGAAAAGAAAGUUGGAGAGUAUCAGAAGUGGGGAGUUAUGCAAAACAAAAUAGAAAACAGUUUCACGGUUAACGCUGACUUUUAAUUGAAUAAAUAACGAUGGAAUGACUCUGCGCUCCAGGGGAUCUCGUCAGUCUUGUCUCAGCAGCUCUAAGUCGUGUGCAAUUGACUCAGUAUAUCAUCGACCAAGAAGUUGCGAUACAGACUUGCAUAGCGCGCAAAGUGAGUCUUUGGAGUGUAAAAGGUUAAAAAAAUGCGGUAAGAUCUCUCCUUGAGAUUUUUUCGUAUUUACCAGAGAUACUUAGUUUAAAUAUCCAUAUAGAUAAAGACAAACUGUUUUUCUUGUGUCCUUUUUCUUACGCGGACCGAUCUGAUUCGUUAUAAUUAGGUCCUGAAAAAUGAUAGUAGUAGUAUUUAUUUUUUUUGUUUCGUUUGAUCUUUUAUUUUUCGACGAUGAAAUUGAUGCUCCAACACAUGUAUGUGUAAGUAUCUUUUUACGUUUCUCUCGAAAUUAGAAUAAGUGUGCAUUAGGUGUGAUAUUGUCUUGUGUAAUGCUAUAUGUUAGAUAAAAUGUUGACUAUAACUGUUAUUGACUAAUAGAGACGAAUUUUAUCUGCAAAUAUCGAACUUAAACAAGUGAAAGUUUGAAACUUCCCAAAGUAAUAUGUAAAUUAAAUUUGUACAGAAAUGCACGCAUGUCCGUGUUUAAAACAAAUGGUCAAGAAUAAAGACUGUAUAAAUA